Penicillium brevicompactum is the source of this 828-nucleotide messenger RNA. RefSeq lists its product as uncharacterized. The coding region runs from base 1 to 828 and encodes 275 amino acids. The record is from RefSeq and is a predicted model, not a curated record. NCBI's taxonomy places the organism in Eukaryota, Fungi, Ascomycota, Eurotiomycetes, Eurotiales, Aspergillaceae. The transcript is spliced from 2 exons.
AUGGCGGCCUUGACUGUUUCAACCUUGAGUGUCCGGCGUGUGACCCCGGCUCAACGAGCCCUCGCAUUGCCCGAGGUUUUGAGCAACAUCUUCUCGCAGAAUGCUUUGGACACCCAGCCCUUGAUCCACAGCAAGUCCCAAACCCGUGACCUGCUCAAUUUUGCCCUCGUCAACAAGACCUGGUAUAACGAGGCCAUCCGCGUGUUGUGGGACCACCCCACCGGCCAGAUCGAUCAAGUCAUGGCAAGCAUUCCUGCUGAUCGCCGUCAGUAUUACGCCAACUUCAUCCAUUGGAUCUUCCUACUCUGUCGCCCCGGAGAGGACAAACGAUUUAAAAGCGGAGGCUCACUCCACGGACUGCGCUUUCCGCGAUUGGAUCGGCUCUCCGUCAGCCUUUACACGAACAGGCUCUACGUGAUUCCGUUUGCUCAUCCGCAGCGCUGGGUCAAGGAGAUGUACUUCAAGAAGCGUGCGCCCAAGUAUGACGACGAAACUGACUUUGACGGCGUCUUGGAAAUUGUCGAGACAUUCUUCCCUUCUAUUGGCGAGCUUUACCUUCGAUAUGAAGGACCGGACUCCCACCUUUCGGGGCUGAUUACAAUUCCAAAAUCGGGCCGUGUCGUGCCUGCUAGGAACACCCAUUGGUAUAUCGACCGUGCUCCCGUCGAAGAGGAGGAGGACGGUUCAUACGGAUAUCAAGGGCCUGGUGUGGUAAGCUCUUCGGACACUUGGGGCGAGACCAAUUGGACAGAGAGCUACUUGACCAUUACGACGCAGGGACCUUUCAACUGGCCCUCAAACGACGUGGUUGGAACCAAUGGGAUCUAG